UGAUGAUCCACCACAACCACAACCAUAUCCCCUCCCCAACAUCUUCUCAAGACUUUGUGAACUAUCUAGCUACCUUCAAGAAAAAUCAAUUAUUCAUAAAAUAUCACACAUACUAAACAUCCACUUUGAAUAAUGUCUGGCACUAAUCUCAUGGAUAUCGAGCCUGGUGGUGAGAAUACGCAGUAUGAAUCUAUCCGGUUGUUUACGGAGACACCGGCGAAGCAGACGGGGCAGUUGGGUGGACACUCCCAACAUACCGUCAGCGAGAUGAGAACAACACUCGACGACGACCGAAACGGAAACGAUGAUCAGUACAGGGAUACUCCGCUAGCACGACAGCUGGAAAAGGGCGAGGGUACGACGGGUCUUACGGGAAUCACAGAUAUAGACCUGAAGCCCGAAACCCCAGAAGAGGGUGCUGCGCUGGCGGCGAAAAUCAGGAGAGAACAAGGGUAUGGACCUGGUUCGGGCGUCGGGGCUUAGAUGUCAUGACGUUGUGAGUGAACCGGGGUGGAUUGACGUGAGUGAGAGGUUUGGUUGAGAGGAAGCGCUUUGAAUUAUUGGGGAGCAGAAGGACUGGAGGAGGACGAGGUCGAGGUCGGGGGGUUCGGUAGGUCCUGAGUACCGAGGGCCGGGCUUCUGCGUGCGCGUUUGAGGCUCUCCAGAGUCACUCCAUUGCCAAGUUUCGUC
This is a messenger RNA of Aspergillus eucalypticola CBS 122712, 690 nucleotides long. RefSeq lists its product as uncharacterized. The transcript has 4 exons. The record is from RefSeq and is a predicted model, not a curated record. The coding region runs from base 133 to 483 and encodes 116 amino acids. NCBI's taxonomy places the organism in Eukaryota, Fungi, Ascomycota, Eurotiomycetes, Eurotiales, Aspergillaceae.